GUUCAGCGCGUGGCGUUAAUCAUCAUCCUCAUCAUCAGUAGCCGCAGCUGUAGCAGCUCGUGCUGUAUAUGUAGCUGUGUAUGUAGCCUGCUGUAUGUAUCUCUGCUAGUUUAGAGCAGGAGCAGACGCUGGGAGAAAAACUGACAUGAGCUUGCUGUCGUGGUCAUGUGUUUUCCCCCACCCCUCUCUCGCUCUCUCGCUUUCCCUCUCUCUCUCUCUCUCUCUCUCCCUCUCCCUCACUCUCUCUCUCCCUCUCUCUCUGUGUGUGUGUAUACGAGCGUUUCUUCUCCUCUUGCACGUUAUCCAAGAGCUUUUGUUGCUUUUUUACCUUCUCCUUAAUUAUAUGCAUGUAGGUUAAAUGAAUACCUGACGAAAAGGCCCCCCUGUUUCUCGGCGCUGAAAUGCGAUAGCGGAGAGGAAAAGUGGCCGUAUUGAAAGCCCGGCUUUGGAAUUCCUCCCAUUCUGCUGGUUUCCCCCCCUUUUCCUCCUUUCUUGUUAUUUUUUUUAGCGUGGCAGAGAUGAUCAGUAGCACCGGUGUUUAUGGCUUAAAGAUGCAGUGGACCCCAGAGCAUGCGCAGUGGGCAGAGCAGCACUUCGACAUCUCCUCCACAACACGUUCGCCUGCACAUAAGGCUGAGGCGUACCGUGGGCACCUGCAAAGAACCUACCAGUACGCCUGGGCCAACGAUGACAUCUCAGCCCUCACUGCCUCCAACCUCCUGAAGAAGUACGCAGAGAAAUACUCGGGCAUCUUGGAAGGUCCCGGCGAGAGAGCACUGCUGUGCUCAUAUCCGGAAGGUGCUACGGGACUCUUGAACGGACGCAAAUCAGAAGGUGAAGCAUGGCAAGAAGGGAUCUACCCAAUGAACUGCACUGCAGACGUAAUAUCCGCGAGCAAGGCUGUCGUUCCUGCCGCUUUACCCCCGGGGGAUUCUGCAGCCAGUGUCUGCAGCUCCGCAGGGGUUCCCAGCAGCCUGAGUGAGCCCAGCUACUCCAGCAGUGGAUGCGGAAGCCACACACCUGCCGCCCUGCACUCGGGGAUCCCCUCUCAGGAAUUUGCUGGGGGCUACAAUGGCACAUACCUGCAUUCCACCUACAGUGGUGGGCAAAGUACCCCAUCCCUGGCCUCUCCACACCCCUCGCCAUUACACAGUAGUGGGCUCCUACAGCCUCCUCCUCCGCCGCCUCCUCCUCCCCCUCCUCCAACGCUGGUGCCCAGCUACAAUGCCGGCUCGCCCAACCUCUCUGGCUACAACUAUCCUCCUGCAGGCUAUCCCCCCCAGGCAGCUGUUGCUCCCGGCUACAGCCCUGGGGGAGCCCCACCUCCCUCAGCCUACCUGCCCUCAGGCAUUGCAGCGCCCACCCCACUGCCCCCCUCCACUCUCCCUGGCUAUUCCUACCAGUCGCAUAGCCAUGCACCGAUCGCACCAACACCUCUGAAUGGCAGCUCAGCCAACUCACUGAAAAGGAAAGCUUUUUACAUGACGGGGCAAGGAGACAUGGACUCCAGUUAUGGAAAUUUCAGCUAUAGCCAACAGCGCUCAACUCAAAGCCCCAUGUACAGGAUGCCAGAUAACAGCAUUGCUGAUUCAAGCAGAGGGAAUGGGUUUGACAGAAGUGCUGACGCGUCAUCUCUGCCGUUUAAGCCCACAAAGCAGUCAAUGUCCUCAGACCAGCAGCAUAAAUUUGGUGGUCAGUCCGGCAGAGCUAUUACUCCUCCAUCGUACAGGUCAUCCAAAGGGUCCAUGGGCUCGGUGCGAUCGGGAGAGUCGUUCGGGAAGUUUGGCUCACCUGUCAUGAGCGAGCACGGGGAAGAGCACAGGCAGCACUUGUCCCAUUCUAUCGGUACAUUGACUUCAAGUGGCCAUCCUGCCGAGGAACAGCUAAAGAAUAGUGAUUCCGGCCUCGUGGAGAUGGUCACCACAGAGAUUCUGCAGCAGACGCCCCCUGUCGACUGGAGUGACAUCGCUGGCCUGGAGCUGGCCAAGGCCACAAUUAAAGAGGAGGUCCUGUGGCCCAUCCUGAGACCGGACAUGUUUAGCGGCCUGGCACCGUUGCCUCGCAGCAUCCUCUUUUUCGGACCUCAGGGCACAGGACGGACACUGUUGGCCCGCUGCAUUGCUAGCCAACUGGGCGCUGCAUUCCUCCAGAUCAGUGGCUCAGCACUGGUCACCAAGUGGCUAGGGGAGGGAGACAAGGUGGUGCAGGCCUCAUUUCUUGUGGCUCGCUGCCGGCAGCCUUCGGUAGUCUUCGUUAGUGACGUAGAUCUGCUGCUGUCAGGCCAACUGAGUGAAGAGAGCCCUGUAAACCGUAUCAAAAGUGAGCUGCUCCUGCAGCUGGAUGGGGUGAUAAGCUCACCAGAGGACCAUGUAUUAGUUAUCUGUUCCACUAGCAAACCGGAAGAGAUUGACGAGUCCCUGCGCAGGUACUUUGUUAAGCGGUUGCUCAUCCCACUCCCAGACACUACAGCACGACACCAGCUCAUCAGUCAGGUGCUCGCCCAGCACAACUACUGCCUCAGCGACAAAGAGGUGGCGCUGCUUGUCCAGCGGACCGAAGGAUUUUCAGGGCUGGACGUAGUCCGGCUCUGCCAGGAGGCCAUAGUUGGACCCUUGCACGGCAUGUCUGGUGCGGACCUUUCCGGAAUCAUGCCGGGUCAGAUGAGGCCGCUGUCAUACCAAGACUUUGAGAAUGUCUUUUGCAAAAUCCAGCCCAGCAUAUCACAGAAAGAACUGGACACAUACACUGAGUGGAAUAAAAUGUUUGGCUGUAGUCAGUAAGAGGGGGAGGUUAGGGGGAACUCAUUGGGGCAAACUGUCCUGUUCUAAAGAGAGGAUACAAUUCAGAAUUCUUUGGAAGAAACAUGCAGUUUUAAAGGGUGGGUGUUACAAAUGCUAAUGGCCCUUAAAGAACAGUGAUAAGGACAUUCAGAAAUACCUGAGUGAUGCAUAGCUAUGCUUAAGUCCAUGUCUGGCCCUUUGCACAUAGUCCAACAGAGAAACCCCGCUCCUUGGCUCAACUCUGCUGAAACUGAGCAUCGCUUUCUGAGGUGCAGUGUCACUGAGAUGACCACGAGGACGAACUCCGUUGUGUGUAAAUAUCAUUCUGCUGUUUUUGAGAUUCUGUUGCAAUCAAGUGCCUAAAGUGGUGCUUUAUUGUUUUGUAUUUUGGUUGGUUUGUCUCACAAUCUACUUUGGUGGCAUGUGCUAAUAUAGAAAGCUUUAACCUGAGACUAAAACAGAUAUGUUCUGCUUUUUGUCAAUUCUGUCAAAAAACAAAAAACACACAAAAAAAACAGAAAAACAACAGUAUUCCUCAACUGAGUCUGACCUGCAGGCCCUGAGUGGGCACAAGAAAGAAAGUUCUCGCGGCAUUUGUAAUCCGGAUCCUAAUUUAUAGACAUCAUUUGCUUUGAUUUUCUUCAAAAACUCAGGAAAGUGAUUGUGAUUUGUACAGUACCUCAAAAGAUUGUGUCAAAGCACUACAUAUUGCAGUUAACAUUGGGUUUGGUUUUGAUUGAUUUGCAUUCAGUUAAAAGGUUAACCUCAGUUGAACAAAAAAAAGACAAGGAUAUGACUCUGAAUGUAACCAGAUAAUUUCUGGGCUGUUUGGGAGAAGAAGAUUGGGGGAGGGGAGUAUUUCUUUUUAUGUUCUUUAUUUUUAUUUUUUAUUUUUUUUUGUCAAAUCUUUAAGAAAACAGUUUCAUUCUGAGUACUGCUUGAAGUAGAGGGUUGAAGAAUGAAGAAUUCUGAAUUGUGUGCCAGUAUUGACUACAGCACCCUGUCCUCAUGCAUAGCACAGUACUGACUCUACGGCGCGAGCUCAUGUGUUAGAGAUGGGCACAGCUUAUUGUGCUGAUAAGGUUCGUUUGAAGCCUUAGCCACAAAAAGAGGAGACGCAGCGGACCACGACGUUUGUGUUUUGUAAAACUCUGUGUAUUUGUCUCUUGUCAAUGGACGGAAAAGACAGAUGCAUUGGAGUGAACCAAAACUUUUUUUUCCAAAAAAAAAAAGAGACCACCAGAUAUUAUCUCUAGAGGUUGAAAAACCUUGUUUAUGUUCUUUAUGUUGUUUUUUGACUCUGUUUUGCUGCUGUGUGUCAUCUGUGUAACAAUCCUGAAGGAUCUUGUGUACCCUGCAUUCUUUUUUCUACCUCAGUUUAGCACUGUUUCCUCUGAAAGCAGAAUUAAAGAGGCUAGCUUGACGUCCUAACCUUUUUGGGCUCGCUCAGCUAGAAAGCCUGCUCGUAGAA
This is a messenger RNA of Astyanax mexicanus (Mexican tetra), 4251 nucleotides long. It is a transcript of the gene fign, whose product is annotated as fidgetin. The record is from RefSeq and is a predicted model, not a curated record. Lineage: Eukaryota; Metazoa; Chordata; Actinopteri; Characiformes; Acestrorhamphidae. Gene Ontology annotation, molecular function: microtubule severing ATPase activity; ATP binding; ATP hydrolysis activity. The coding region runs from base 519 to 2780 and encodes 753 amino acids. The transcript is spliced from 2 exons.